Messenger RNA from Pseudogymnoascus verrucosus, 515 nucleotides. RefSeq lists its product as uncharacterized. The transcript has 2 exons. NCBI's taxonomy places the organism in Eukaryota, Fungi, Ascomycota, Leotiomycetes, Thelebolales, Thelebolaceae. The record is from RefSeq and is a predicted model, not a curated record. The coding region runs from base 228 to 515 and encodes 95 amino acids.
CUACUCCUCUGUAUCUCACUACGCGUGGACGGAAGCCCUGAUUGAACCAUAAGAUGUUCCGUUUCCUCGCUUUGUCCCAAAAUCUAAUUAAAUCAAUAUAAUGUGGUCAUGACCAAUUCUGAGACCAUUCGGCGGCAAUAUACAGCUAUGAAUUUUGAGGGCUUUUCAAGGAAACGGCGCCGCGAAUAACUACACAAGUUUUUAUAUAUAUAUCAAACGAUACGAUUAUGAUAGGGGUUCCGGUCCGCAGAUCGUCGAUGGCAACGCAGCAGGCUGAUCGCCUCGGAGCAAUCAGUCAUGGGAUGGGCGGUGGCGGUUUACCAGGAUUCGAGCGCGUCGAUGAGGUUCCUGCUCAGCGGUCCAUGGCAGAUUCAAGCUUCACGGCGCAGUCAACGCUCAAACGCAACGCCGCCGGAAGCACCUACUGCGGUGGGAUUUUGGCAGAUGAUAUGGGUUUCGGUAUCAACCAGCGCAUCGAAUCCCGCCUCACCUCGGUAACAGGACUUGACCGGUGA